Molecule: messenger RNA, 3238 nt
Organism: Hyposmocoma kahamanoa
Lineage: Eukaryota; Metazoa; Arthropoda; Insecta; Lepidoptera; Cosmopterigidae
Exons: 7
Coding region: 38-3238 (1066 amino acids)
Source: RefSeq, a predicted model, not a curated record
GUAAGAUUAAGUGUUGUUUGUGUGUUACGUUAAAAUUAUGAGCCAAACAUGGAAGAAACGGUUUUGCUGGGUCACAGAAGGAAAGGUUGCAAGAUUAUGGGCAGAGCUAGUGGCGGCGGUGAGGCGGCGUGGGCGCGGCGACGGCAGCGACGACGACGAGGACCUAGGCCUCCCACGCAGUCCCCCCGCUUCGCCCCCCACCGACAAGGCUGAUAAGAGGCACCACACGGGGAUAUCUCACUCGUCGUGCAGCGAUGGCUCCCUGCUCAGUGUGGGCUCCUCGGAGAUGGACGAAGACAGCAGCAGCGGACACCUCCACUCGCAUGACCAUUCCAAUAGGAGUGACCUCUCUGAUUUUUACAAUUCGUCGGAGCCGCCGAGUGGAGUGGCGCCACUGUCGCACUCAGCCGCCAAGCACAAGAUGGCUGUGCGCCCGCGGCGCACGCAUGGCGCUCCACGCCGGAAGAAGAAUAACCCUAUUACUGCAUCAGCCUUGCCGAUAACGCCUGAGCUAAACGAAGAAAUGAUACGAAGCACUACUCCUGAAGUCACACAUAAGACCUCAAAUGUUGUUACUGAAUCAUUUUCUUCAUCAACGACUACAAAACAUGUAAUCGUGAAGGAACAGCACCAACAAUUCAACCGGGAGCUACAACGAGUGAUAGAAACUCCGAGUGAUACCAAACUCAAGUCUUCUUCCUUGCCUCCAGGCCUCGCUCUUAGCCAACUUGUCGGUCAAUCCCCAACCAAACUCAGCAUCGCCGAGAACAACACCCCACGGUCUUCCAUAAAGAGAAGCAAGUCCAGCUCCCAAGAUCAAGCUUUGAGAGACUCUCCCAAAGUACAAGUAAAAGAAACCUAUCAUUCAGAAGACAGAAUGCCCAAAUACAAAGUGAAUAACAAAUACGCCGAAGAAUCUUGCCUUGAAAAGAAAUCUAAGUCAGAAAAGAAGACAGAAAAUGAAGUUAUUAGAUCUACGAAGAAGGAAGAAUCAUUUUUUAGCAGACUGUUGUUGAGAAAAAGUGGGAAAAAAUCCAAAAAAGACCAAUCAGAUGCUGAAGGACAACAAGAAAUUAAAAAAUCCAAAACUGAAAAGCCUUCACCGCAAUACAGAAAUGUUGAUACGGAUAGAAGUGGCUACAACCAUGGGGAAGGACAAGGCCAUAAGCCUAUACCUGCGGAGAGGACACAUAAAUCUGCUGGACAGAAAGCGUUCGCCAAUCAAAUGCACAAACGGUUAGAUAGUAAAGGAGCUUAUGUUCAAGACAGCGCUUAUAAAGAUGUAUACAGUGCUGCAAAACUGUCCGGAAUGGAAUAUAGCAUUACUGAUCUCAAAAUCGCCGAAGAAACAGACAAAAUGUUGAAUUUAGAAAUGAAAAAUCGUUUUAGCAGACGUGAUGAAUUCAGCGAAAAGAUUGAAAGGACGCAACGAACAUCUUCGAAAGAAACGAUUGACGACAAAAGAGAUUCUGUCAACGUACAUGAGAAACCCAAGCGACCAACGUCUAUGCAGAGAUUGGAUCCAUUCUCGUCAAAAGCAUUCAUUAGUAAUGAACAAGCUUGUAGGGCUCAAGAAGAGAAUUUAUCGCCUACCUUAGAGAUCUCAGAUGACGAGCCGCCAAUACGGGCGAUGCGUAUAAAAAAUCACAAUGACUACGUAUUUCACAGCGGUAGUAUGCCUAAAAAUUUACCAUACUUCAAUCCAGGCAUAACUGUAACUGACUCUACGCAUCCGCUUAAAACGAUUCGGCACCAAAGCCAUGAAAAUGUCAAGCAUUUAAACAGGUCUUCAGAGCACGUUGCCGAGUUCCGUGACAGAAAUAACAUGGACAGAAAACGUGAAACUUUCCACCACUCGAGCAAAACUGAAGAGUCCUAUGCAACUUCUGAACUACGAUCUCUGGGUGACGAAUUCACUGAAGCCAGAAGCAGUAUUGGUAAAUCGCAUAGUUUCCGCUAUGCUUCAGAAACUACGUCUAUGAGUUCUCAAGACAGUCAGAUGCCUAGUCUGCCAGCCAUUGUGGGCAUAUCUGAACCUUUGCUUGAAAGUUGGGAAGCAAAUUAUAGGAGAAAUGUCAGCGACAGGCACGAUUUCUCUAAAGGCAUUUCCGUGAGGAACUAUAAUUUACAUCACAGCAACGUAGAAGCCUAUGACAGCCUACCGAGUACUGACAGUAGCUACCUGGAUAGUCUUAAAACCGAGACAAUAGAAGACAGAAAACUAUUUGCAAACAGUAUCCACAUAGCCGUGGACAGUCGAAAGAGAGACAGUGAUAUUUCCCAGAUAGAGGCCAAAAUUGACGAUAUUAUUAGCUCCCCAAAGCCUAUCAUUGCUUCAAUACUCAAAUCUAGUUCUUUAGAUAGUGUUAAGAGUAGCCCAGAAAAACCUGUAGAUGAUAGAAGGAAAACUAUAUCCGUGGAAAGUUCUUUAAGUCAAGGAGGAAAGGUAAAUCAGAAAGAAAAGCAAGACACAGACAACUUUAUAUCAGUUACUCACGUCAAUAAGGAACAAACUCAUGCAAAGAAUAAUGAACCUCCUAAAAUGAACAAGAGCGAUGAAAAAAUACAGAAAACUGAAGCAAAGCCUGGAGUACCAGAAUUCCUUAAUUUUAAAUUAAACCGAGUUGACGCCAAGCCUACAACGAAUGUAGUUUUGACUGCAAAUGUUACGCCAAAGAAACUUGAUAGUCCACAAGCCGAAAAGGAACAAGAAAUAGAAUGUUUCAAAAUUACUGAAACGAAACCUCUUAAUGUUCCACCUAUAAAGAAAGAAGCUGUUAAUAAAGUGGUUGAAAGCGUUGAAAAUAUACAAACCGAAGAAAAAAGGUCUCCAGUUAAUGUAAGGCAGUCUGUGCAAAAUGUUGUUCCACAAAGUCCUUCUACACCAAAAGCUUUCUUCAAACGUAAAUCAACAAGUGUGGAACUACAAGAUCGGCCUGAAAAACAACGAACAAACUCAAUGAGUACAGAUGGAAGUACAGAAAAGAUUUUCGACAACAUAUCUAUGGAUCAAAAGUCUCAUUCUAGUUUUGGUAGCAAAAGUUCAAUUCAAAGUACAGAUAGCAAUGAACCUAAGACCCCAGAUAGACACGAAGAAGUGGUCGUGUACCGUAAGAAACCUAUUUUAGCCAAGGAAUUACGUAGUGACAAGAAAGAUGACGAACCGGAAUUGAUGAAAGUUUUUGCUCGUCGGUCUCUUAAGAUUAAGGACACAGAAGCACGACAUGAAGAUUCUUAA